AUGGCGUUUAAUGACGAACAUCAAAUAAACGCAAAUGUGACAUCAAACGCAAAUCAAUCAAAAGAAGAUCGAAAGAGAGAAGAUUUAAAUGAAGAGAAGAAUGAAAAUAUAAAUGAUAAUGAGAAACAACAAAAUUUAAAUAAAAAUCAAAAACAUCAACAAGAUCUACAACAAUUUCAAACAAGUGUAAAUAAUUCAGAUAAUCAAUCAAUAAACAACCACCAUCACCUCCUUGUCCAACAACAACAACAAAAUGCUAUGGAUUAUGAUUCUACUAUAACUUCCAUUGCUUCAUCAUCUUCAAAAUAUAAUUCCAACUUAUAUGAUCGACUAAAUAAUCGAAAUAAAUCAUCAUCAGAUUCAAGUGAUGAUGACGAAUCAUGGUAUUAUACAUUUAUAGUGGGCGACGUGGUUAAAAAUUUUUCAUUAGCUUAUUUUGUAUCAGUAAUGGGUACAGGUAUAUCAUCAUCAUUAUUAUAUGAAUUUCCAUUUCCUGGAGAAUGGUUAAAAAUUUGUUCUUACAUAAGUUUUGCAAUUUGUUAUCCUUUACAAGCAAGUUAUAUGGGAUGUUUUUCAAUGGGUUUUACAACUAUUGUAAAUUAUAUUACUUUAUUAGUUAAUGGAAAACAUAUGUAUUUAGUUUGGACAUUAUGGUGGAUUGCUGUUAUAACUGCUAUUUAUACAUCUUUUCUAAUAGUAUUUUUAUCAUUUUUUUCAAAAUUAAAUAAAGUUGAACAAGAUGUUAAAUUAAAUGCUACUUUAUUAUUACCAAUAGUUGCUAUAACAGUUGUUUCAUCAUCUGGUCAUUCAAUUGAAAUGGAAUUAUAUAAAUUAAAUGAAACUAUCGUUACAAUGAUUGUAAGUUUAAUGUUAUGGUGUAUUUCUGUUUCAUUAGCUUAUAUUAUUAUGACAAUUUAUAUUUAUAGAUUAAUUAUUCAUAAAAUUCCUUCAACAAAUUUAAUUUUUACUGGGUUUUUACCUGUUGGAUUUUUAGGUCAAUCUUCUUAUAGUAUUUAUUUAUUUGGAAAUCAUGUUAAUCAAUUAAUACCUGAGGAUUUAAUUUAUGGGAAAAUAUUACUUUGUAUUGGUGGAUUUACUGGAAUUUUUUUAUUAAGUUUUGGAUAUUUUAUGACAUUUAUUGCUAUAAUAUCCAUAUUUUCUAAGAUAUCACCAUUUGCUAAAACCCCCAAUUUAAAACAUACAAAUAAAUAUGGUUCAUUAAAACAUAAUAAAGGAUUUUGGUCAAUGACAUUUCCCAUGGGUACUAUGUCCUUAGGUAAUACAGAAAUUGGUAGAGGUGGGAUUGGUAAUUAUCCUUUAUUAACUUUUAAAGUAAUGGGUGCAAUAUUUGCAGUAGCUUUUGAAAAAUCAUUAAAACCAGGUCCAUAUCGACCUUAUAAAUCCAUUCAAAGUAAACCAACAUCACAAAAUCUAACAAAAUAUGAUUUUAUAAUAUCAUUAUAUAUAACUUGUAUUUCAUUUAUACGACUAUAUAAAAUUUAUCAACCUUCAUCUGUUGUAUUUGAUGAAAUUCAUAUAAUGGAUUUUUUAUCACUAAUUAACCAAAGAAAAUUUGUUGUUGAUGUUCAUCCUCCUUUGAUUAAACUUAUAUAUUAUGGAAUUGCAAAAAUUGAAGGUUAUCAAACUCAAAAUUUUGAAUCAAUUGGUUCAAAAUAUGAAGAAAAUGUACCUUUUAUUUCAAUGAGAUUAUUUUCAGGAAUUUGUGGAGUUUUGGGAGUUAAUUUUAUAUAUUUUAUAAUUAGAAUAGAUCAUGGUUAUUUAAUUUCAAUUUUUACUUCUUUGCUAAUAUUAUUUGAAAAUUCUUUAUUUAUUCAAUCAAAAUUUAUAUUAUUAGAUUCACCUUUAUUAUUGGGACAAAUUUUAACAAUAUUUUGUUUUAAAAAGUUUUUAAGAUCUAGUAUUGGUUCAACUGGGUGGUGGAAAUUUUUAAUUUUAACUGGAUUUGCUCUAGGUUGGACAAUUUCAUGUAAAUCUACUGGAAUUUUUAUUUUAAUUUGGGUUGGAAUAUUUACAAUAAUUGAAUUAUGGGAUAUAUUAGGUGAUUUAACAAUUUCCUCAUAUCAAUGGGUAAAACAAGUUAGUUAUAGAAUUUUUGGAUUUUUAAUUUUACCAUUAACUAUUUCUUUAUUAGUUUGGAAGAUAUAUUUUGAAUUAUCAAUAUAUGAAGGUCCAAAUAAUGGAUCAUUAUCACCUUAUUUCAGAUCAAGUUUUCAAGAUUAUAAACCAUCACCAGUUGAAGUAUUAUAUGGAAGUACUAUAACAAUCAAACAUAAUGAAUUAGAAAAAUAUUUACAUUCUCAUAGUUUAACAUACCCUAGAGGUUCAAAUUUACAACAAGUUACAUUAUAUCAAUUUGAUAAUGAUCCCAAUAACGAAUGGAUUAUUGAAACUCCUCAUAAAUAUUAUGAAGAUAAAUUAAUGAAAAGAAAAAAACCAGUAAAAGAUGGUGACGUAAUUAGAUUAUAUCAUAAAUCAACUGAAAAAUAUUUACAUGUAAAUGAUAUAAGACCACCAAUAUCAGAACAUGAUUAUUCAAAAGAAGUAAAUUGUAAUGAAACAAGAGGUUUAUUAGGAGAUUCAGAAUAUGAAUUUAAAAUUAGAAUAAUGUCAAAAAAGCCACAUUCAAAAAAUAAUUUACCAAUGAUAAAAUUAAGAUCAACUGAAUCAAUUUUCCAAUUAAUUCAUAAACAUGAAAAAUGUAAUUUAAUAAGUCAUUUUAAUAAAUUACCAAAUUGGGCCGAAUAUCAAAAUGAAGUUUUAUGUGUUGAAAAUCCAACUAUACCAAAUUCAAUGUGGUAUAUUGAAUCAAAUACACAUCCACUUUUGGUUGAUAAUUUUGUUGAAUUUCCUCACCCAAUUCUGUUUUGGGAAAAAAUUUGGGAAAUUCAUAAAGUUAUGAUAAGAAUUAAUUCUGAUUUUACAAAUGAUCAUAUUUCAAGUUCAUCUCCAAUAAAUUGGCCAUUUGUUUGGAAUGGUAUACCUUAUUUUAUAAAUUCUUCAAUAAAUCUAGGAUUUAAUGAAAAUCCUUCACAAAUUUAUUUCUUAGGAAAUGUAGUAAUUUAUAUUGCAAGUUUCAUUAUAAUUAUUUUAAGUUUGAUCAAAAUAUCAUUUCAUAUUUUUAAAAUUUCAAAUCCUUAUAUUAUAUAUUUUGAACCAAUUAAAAAAAUUAAAUAUUAUAAUAAUUCAAUACAAUAUGUCACUGGUUAUUUUUUAAAUUAUUUACCUUAUUUUUGGAUGGAAAGAAAUUUAUAUGCUCAUCAUUAUUUACCUGCUUUAAUUUUUGCAAUUUUAAAUAUGGUUGAAUUUAUAAAUUAUCAACACCUGUUUAUAAGGUAUUUUUUAAUGAUUUCAAUUUUGGGUUCUUCAUUAUAUUGUUUUUAUCAAUUUAUACCUAUAAUUUAUGGAACAAACUGGACAUUUGAUCAGUGUAUUUCACAUAAAUGGUUCCCCAGUUGGAGUUUAGAUUGUAAUACUUAUUUAGGAUAG
This is a messenger RNA of Lodderomyces pseudojiufengensis, 3507 nucleotides long. RefSeq names its product putative dolichyl-phosphate-mannose--protein mannosyltransferase (gene PMT5). Gene Ontology annotation, cellular component: endoplasmic reticulum; membrane. Lineage: Eukaryota; Fungi; Ascomycota; Pichiomycetes; Serinales; Debaryomycetaceae. The transcript is spliced from 3 exons. Bases 1 to 3507 code for a protein of 1168 amino acids. Gene Ontology annotation, biological process: protein O-linked glycosylation via mannose; transmembrane transport. The record is from RefSeq and is a predicted model, not a curated record. Gene Ontology annotation, molecular function: dolichyl-phosphate-mannose-protein mannosyltransferase activity.